Sarcophilus harrisii (Tasmanian devil) is the source of this 1605-nucleotide messenger RNA. It is a transcript of the gene TRIM54, whose product is annotated as tripartite motif containing 54. Gene Ontology annotation, molecular function: zinc ion binding. The record is from RefSeq and is a predicted model, not a curated record. Bases 384 to 1469 code for a protein of 361 amino acids. Lineage: Eukaryota; Metazoa; Chordata; Mammalia; Dasyuromorphia; Dasyuridae. The transcript has 9 exons.
UAAAAUUAGUCUCCUGCCUGAGGAUUAAAGGAGCAAAUAGCAGCGCCUAAGUUGUGGGCAACAGUCAGCCAUUUGGGGAGCAGGAGAUAAGACCAUCCCAAGAGAGAGGCGAGGGCAGGAGUUUUCAUCUGCCUGGGCACUCAAGAGUAGAAAAGUAAAGGGAAAAACAGCUACCCAGAGAGAAAAUCAACUGGCCACCCAGGGGUCACAAGGUAGAUUGAUUGAGGGACAGAAUAAAGGAAGAAAGAAACAACUUUAAGAAAACUAGGCAGGCUGCAGCAUAAGGGAAAAGGAGGGGCCAGCAGCUGGAGACAGACUCCCACAGCUGAGAGAAUAAGCCAGAGUUGGAAAAAAGGCCGAGGAGGGGCACGACCACUGAGGGGAUGAACUUCCCAGUGGGUUUCAAGCCGCUGCUGGGGGAUGCACACAGCAUGGAUAACCUGGAGAAGCAACUCAUCUGCCCUAUUUGCCUGGAGAUGUUUUCCAAACCAGUGGUGAUCCUGCCCUGUCAACACAACCUGUGCCGCAAGUGUGCCAAUGAUGUCUUCCAGGCUUCAAAUCCUCUGUGGCAAUCCCGGGGUUCCACCACAGUGUCCUCAGGGGGACGGUUCCGUUGCCCAUCCUGUAGGCAUGAGGUUGUCCUGGACAGACAUGGUGUGUAUGGACUGCAGCGCAAUCUGCUGGUGGAGAACAUCAUUGACAUUUACAAGCAGGAGUCUUCACGGCCUCUGCAUUCUAAAGCAGAGCAGCACCUGAUGUGCGAAGAGCACGAGGAGGAGAAGAUUAACAUCUAUUGCCUGAGCUGCGAGGUGCCCACCUGCUCCCUCUGCAAGGUGUUCGGUGCUCAUAAGGACUGCGAGGUGGCCCCUCUGCCCAACAUCUACAAACGCCAGAAGAGUGAGCUGAGCGACGGCAUUGCCAUGCUGGUAGCUGGAAAUGACCGGGUCCAAGCAGUCAUUACUCAGAUGGAAGAGGUGUGCCAGACUAUUGAGGACAAUAGCCGCAGGCAGAAGCAGCUACUGGGACAGAGGUUUGAGACGCUGUGUGCGGUGCUGGAAGAGAGGAAAGCAGAAUUGCUUCAGGUCCUGGCCCGGGAGCAGGAGGAAAAGCUUCAGCGGAUUCGAGGGCUCAUCCGUCAAUAUGGAGACCAUUUGGAGGCCUCGAGCAAGCUUGUGGAAUCUGCCAUUCAGUCCAUGGAGGAGCCACAGAUGGCUCUCUACCUCCAGCAGGCCAAGGAGCUGAUUAAAAAGGUUGGGGACAUGGCAAAGGUGGAGUUGGCUGGUCGGCCAGAACCAGGCUAUGAAAGCAUGGAACAGUUCUCAGUGAAUGUGGAACAUGUGGCUGAGAUGCUCCGGACAAUCGACUUCCAGACUGGGGGUUCUGGGGAGGAAGAAGAAGAGGAGUUGGUGCUGGAAGGCGAAGAUGGCAGUGCCGGCGCUGAGGAAGAGAAACUGGAGGCUUCUACUUAGGGUCUGCGCGGAGCGCCUUAAGAAAACCUCCGCGGUUCCGGCAGGCACAGAAGAAAAACUCCGAAGACAGGGGAGAGAACGCGUCUCCCAGCUGCCCUGAGGCUCAAUAAAGGAUGUUUGCCUUCUGGGGUCCGAA